UUGCGUUGCCUUGUGAUGAGCUGUGUAUCCCUGAACUGCAUCUCCCAUGAAUCUGCCAGCAUCACUAAUUUUACUUGGGGUCCACAUGGUUCCGGAGAGGUUGUGAAACUCUUGCACCUGACAGGAUUGCUCAUCACUGUCUACAGACUGAUGCACAGCUCUAUCCUUCAUCAGAUAGCAGAAAACACAUCACAUUCAUUUCUCAGCGGAAUAAGAUUGCAUGGUAUAACCUCAGUGCGCACUCAGCUUCCUAUAACCAUGGAUAAACAGUUCACAGUGGUGUUUCGAAAUGUGGGGCAACUGUACUUCCCCCAAACCAGAGUGGAGUGCCACUACAGUCUGACCUCUGACCAUCAGUGGAGCAGCAAAGACUGGAUAGGGAUUUUUGAGAUGGGCUGGUCUUCAAUGAAAGAGUAUUACACAUAUACAUGGGCUCUUGUUCCUGAAGGGUACACCGAGGGAACCAGUGUAAACUGCUGUGCACUUUUUCACGCAUGUUACCUGCCCCGUCCCAGUACCGUGGAGUACCAGUUCGUGUACGUGGAUAAGAUGGGACAGGUGUGUGCCCGCAGUCGACCAUUCACUUUCUGUGCUCCCAAGCCGCUGGAGGAGCUGGAGACUCUGAAAGAGGAACGAGACGAGGAGGACGGCGAGGAGGAGCUGCUCCUGGUCAUCCCCAGGGCCCAGCUGCUGCAGAGUCGACUGGAGGAAUGCUUAAAAAAACAAGCCGAUUUACAGCAGGCUCUGGACGAGGCAAAAGAGGAGAGAGAGAGUGAGAAAGAGAACAGCAGAAAAGAAAGGAUGGAGUGGGAGAGUGAGAGAGAAGCAAUGACGGAGGAAAUCUCAGAGCUUAAGGACAACCUGAGACACAAGUGCGACCUGUUGAAGAAGAUGGAGGGAAAACACAAGGAUGUGAAGUAUAGUCAGGAAAAUCUGACCUCUGAACUGAGUAAACUUAUGGCUGACAAGGCUCAGAGCGAGCAGCGAAUCAAAGACCUGGAGGACGAUGUCACAGUUCUGACUGACAGGGAGAAAGAGGGAAACAUGGAACUGGAAAGGCUGAAGGAGAGAGUGAAGAAAAUGUCCAGUCAAAUGAAACACGAUGAGGAAAAGAGAAAGUCUCUGCAGGCGGAGAACGAGGCCGGUCUGGUGGAGGUGCGAGGGCUGCAGGAGCAUAUGGAUGCUUGCGAGCACGUAACCGAGACCCUGCGCAGAGAGCUGAGGGAGCUGGGCACCCGUCAGGCCCACACCCAGACCGAGCUGCACCAAGCCCGGCUGCAAGUGGCCCAGCUCACCCUGCAGCUGUCCGAGGAGAACCUGGUCUUCAGGGAGGAGCGCGCCAACUGGGCUCUGGAGAGAGAGGCUUACAAACACGCAGCAGAGACUGAGAAAAACAAAUUGCAAGAAGUGAGCUGUGAGGUGCAGAGGAAAGAGGACUGGCUCCAGGAGGAGAGGAUGGAGAGGGAGAAACUAGAAGUUGAGCUUGGGAGGGAGAGAGAUUGUAAUCGAGUGCUGCUGAGUGAUGCCAAGCGAGAGCUGCAGGAGCUGAAGGCCAGUCUGAGGAAAGCCCAGAUGGAGAGCGAGGAGCAGCAGCUUGAGAAACAGGACCUGGUGAACUACAUCUGUCGGCUGGAGCAAAGGUUGGGGAUUGUGCCAGAAACUAAAUCAAAUGAAGAAAUCGCUAGAUCUAUCUCUCCUGACUCUUCCUCUGAGGAUGACGAGGAUGCUUCCCCAGCUUCCUCCAGAUCAAUUUCUUCUCCUCUCUUCCUGUCCGCUCACCUGGAAUGGUCCAACGGAGAUGAGAUCCCUGCUGAGAUUCACAUCCAGAGCAAAAAAGACACACCAGCCUCCGACACACAGGAUGAGAAGAGGCAGCGCUGCGAGCCCCGAGCAGGAGAAGGGAAGCAACUGAUCCCACCAGAACUCAUCAACCCCAUCCUGAGUGAGCUGGCUGACUCCCCCAUGUGGUAACACACAGACGGAUGGCUGAACGGCAAGCUGUUUGUUUACCACUGCAAUGCACAUUCAUGAGAAACCCGGGUAACAUUUUGAGAUCAUUCUAUUGUUUUCUAGCUGUUCAUGCAGAUAAUGGCCUUCACAAAGGUCACAAUGUAGAUCCUUUAGCUUGUGAGUGCCUGAAUUCAAAGAAAACAUGGCACAAUUUGUCAGUGUUAAGUGUUUGUUUUAUCAGCCAGGCUAAUGGUUUUUCUUACUGGUUUAGAAUUAAAACUCAGGAUGAACACUGGGAGCUCAUAAGAUAUUUUUUGUCAGCAUAUGCGUCUCAUCUUCAUGUUAACAUUCAGACUUUCAUAUGCAGACACUAACUGUCCAGGAAUGUGUUUCAAUGUAUUUAAGACUUGAUUUAUAACUUUUUCUGGCUUUUUUUUUUUUUUUUUGGCUUUUGAGUUGAUUAAAAUAUGAAUAUGUUGUAACAUAUGUGAGAAAAAUAGCAAAAGAUGCCACAAUUAGCUUUAAUUUAACACAUUAGAUCCUGUUUUGGCGGCAUAACAGCCCCCUUUAACCUCUGCAUGUGAGUGUGAAUCCUGAAACCAUGUCAAAUGUGUGGGUGUGUGUUACAGACACGUGCGAAAUGUUCUGUUGCAACUUGUUGAGCAGAAUGUCGAGUUGGAAAAAACAUGUAGGUUUAUUUAUGAUACUUUUCUCUAUUGAUCUGAGGUUCUGUUGGAGUUCUUUAAUAAAACUGAUAAUAACCACA
This is a messenger RNA of Seriola aureovittata, 2716 nucleotides long. RefSeq names its product calcium binding and coiled-coil domain 1b (gene calcoco1b). Lineage: Eukaryota; Metazoa; Chordata; Actinopteri; Carangiformes; Carangidae. The coding region runs from base 16 to 1971 and encodes 651 amino acids. The transcript is spliced from 15 exons. The record is from RefSeq and is a predicted model, not a curated record.